This is a messenger RNA of Mesorhabditis spiculigera, 450 nucleotides long. The record is from the annotation of a GenBank genome assembly. Lineage: Eukaryota; Metazoa; Nematoda; Chromadorea; Rhabditida; Rhabditidae.
AUGCAUGAUGAAGAAUUCGACCCGGAAUGCAGCUACAGCGGUGAAGAGUACGAGCGGCGAUUGUCGAAAGAGCGCUUUUUGAAAAACAGUGAGAAGUUGUUCCAUCGAGCGAAGCGGCGCUACAUCUCCGAAUCGGAGAUCGAUCGGAAGAUCGCCGUCCCACCGCCUUUUGAUGAUGACGAGACGCAAUGGCAACGAAGUUUCUUCAAGUCACAAUUCAAGAGGAUCAACGAGCUACGUGCCGAACAUCAAGAAAUCUCGCUGCAGCCCCGCUUUGCCAACAUUUCGCCAACAAUAUUGCACGAACCGCCGAUUCCCGUUGACAGCAGCACUCCAAAACAAGGCAAUUAUUUGCUUCUCAGCCGGCCAUGGCUAUUCGUUGUACUGCUCGAAGAACCCGUGGUGCAGAUCGUGCUUUCCGUUUGCACAGCAAUUGGCCAAACUCCUGGA